GACACGUGUGUUUUACGCUGCAUUAACGUACACGAUACACAUUUUAAACAUGAACGCUUCAACGUUCAAUGCUUCUAAGACAAGAGUGCUGGGUUUUCCGAGGAGUUCCUGAAGGCCUCGGUGAUGAUCCACCUGAGGCAUCUUUAAACAGAAACGAAAUGAAACGAGAAGAAACUCCAGGAUCCUCUGUUUGUUUCUGUGCUUUCUGUUGUUGACACGUGUCCGCUGCAGGUUUCCAGCUUGAAAUGAAAGAGAUGGCUGACGGGUGUGACAGCCGCGGGACACCCUCGCCUGCCUCCAGCUCCCCAGUGUCGUCCCCUUGCUGCAAAUCAUCCCAAACAUGGCUGCCAGUUGAAUCUCGCUGCUUGAGUGAUCAAAUGGAGCAGGAUGACGAUUCCGGGCACCAUCGAGUUGGGAUGCAGACAAGUGAGCCUCGUUCACCGUGUGUCUUUGAGGAACUGUUUUGCUCCAGCCAGGGUUCAGUCCCUCUGACACCUCUGGCCGGCGCCCUCAUGGCCUCCUCCUGGCCGCAGAGCGACGUGGUGAAACAAGGUUACCUGGGGAAGCUGGAGCGAAGCCACAGGAGAUAUUUUGUCCUGAGAGCGGGAAGCCACAUGGGGCCGAGCCGGCUCGAGUGGUACAAAAGCCAGGAGAAGUUCACAGCGAUGAGGAAGUCUGCCGGCAAAGCUGCGCUCUUUGGAUCGAGCAAGCAAGGGGUGAUUUACCUGAGGUGCUGUCUCGGUGUGAGUCGGACCGGCAGUUCCAGGAAAGGACACACGGUGGCGGUGUAUGCAAAGGAUCAGACCAUGGUGCUGGUUGUGGAGGACCAGCAGGAACAAGACGAGUGGUACGUUGCCAUUAAGAAACUGAUGGAGGAAGAGCGGAGGGAUGAAGAGCAUAUUGAUGAAGAGGAUGAUGGGUAUUGCACGCUGCCCCCUGCUGGAUUUUUCAAAGAGGUGUGGCCUGUCUUGGUGAAGCCCAGAGGUCUUGGUCGCUCAAAGUCCCUCGGUGGAGAGACGCGGCUCUGCCUCACAGCAUCCUCGCUCAUCCUGGUCAAACUGGGCGCAUACAGUGAUUUGCCGUCGGUUACGAUACCUUUGUUGAGCGUUCGGCGCUUCGGCCAUCUGGACGGCUUGUUCUUCUUGGAGCUCGGCAGGUCGGCACCUGACGGCCCUGGAGAAAUCUGGAUGGAAGCAGGAGACCAAGGAAACCCAGGAAUUGCCCAGCACAUUCACGAGGUGGUUCGGGCAACAGUCCACGCUCUACGAGCUCUGCCAGACUUCAGCCAGUCGCCGACCUCCAGCCAGCCUCAAGCACUUCUGCUGGCAAAACGCAGCAGAAAUAAAUACAGAGACAAGUCGGUUAACGUGAGGCCACUGACGCUAUCUCCCAGAAACACUGACAUCCAGACGAGUCCAACGCAGUCUCAUGUCAGGUCCAGCAAACUAAAUGCUGUCGGAUCCCAGCGGAGCUCCGUGCCUGAGACCGGCAGCUACAUGGAGAUGAAGACCGAGCACUGCGGUGAUGCAGCCCGCAGGUUAGAGAGCUGGGAGCUGGAGGAGGAAGAGGAGGAGGAGGAAGAGAAAGGGCUGGGGUACAUGAUGAUGUCUCCACAGGGCAGCCGCAGCUCAUCUGUGUCGCCUCAGGAUGAAUAUGUGCUCAUGGAAAGUCCACACAAACACAACCGGCCCCCAUCAUCGUCCCCCUCCUCUGGUCUUCACACAUCAUUCUACAGCUCCACCUCUGACGACUACUCUCCUCUGCGUCCAUCACAUCAUCAGACCAAUGAGCUCAGUCAGUCCAACAGUCAGAAAACAGAACCUGACCAAUCACAGACGAGCAUCGGCUUCUCCACUCGACCGGCGGAUGAGUCAGCAGCUCAGCACAAACACCACCCGGCACAGACCAGAUCCACGUCUUCUCCUCUGCGGAGCGUCGACAGACCCGACACGAUGAAGAGUCCAAUGCAGGACAGUCCGAACUCUGACACAGGCCGGUCCAGUCGAUUCCACGCUGUCCCAGACCAGUCUGCUGUUAGAAGAUACCGGCUCUCGUCCUGUCUGAUGUCUUGCUUGCAAUCUGAUGACGGCUCCUGAGUCAUCAUUCAAUAUUUUGCUCAUGUUGCUGCUGCUCUUCUUUUGGGAUCAUGAGUCUUAACACUGGAGAAAAAUAGUUGUUUUUGUAAAUCACUUUAAGUUUCUUAUGUGUCUCAUUUUGUAUUUUUUGUUUGUUGGUUAUUUUUGAAGAAUCGGUGAAAUUUAAGUACACAGCACUUGAGGAUGUUGCACUGCCAUUGGAUGUAAACAGAAAAAAAGAAUAAAGUCAAGAGAAUA
This is a messenger RNA of Paralichthys olivaceus (Japanese flounder), 2333 nucleotides long. Its product is annotated as insulin receptor substrate 2-B-like. Gene Ontology annotation, molecular function: phosphatidylinositol 3-kinase binding; insulin receptor binding. Gene Ontology annotation, cellular component: plasma membrane; cytosol. The record is from RefSeq and is a predicted model, not a curated record. Gene Ontology annotation, biological process: insulin receptor signaling pathway. Lineage: Eukaryota; Metazoa; Chordata; Actinopteri; Pleuronectiformes; Paralichthyidae.